Messenger RNA from Tuber melanosporum (Perigord truffle), 2471 nucleotides. RefSeq lists its product as uncharacterized. Gene Ontology annotation, cellular component: acetolactate synthase complex; mitochondrion. NCBI's taxonomy places the organism in Eukaryota, Fungi, Ascomycota, Pezizomycetes, Pezizales, Tuberaceae. Gene Ontology annotation, molecular function: thiamine pyrophosphate binding; acetolactate synthase activity; flavin adenine dinucleotide binding. The transcript has 6 exons. The record is from RefSeq and is a predicted model, not a curated record. The coding region runs from base 128 to 2224 and encodes 698 amino acids. Gene Ontology annotation, biological process: L-valine biosynthetic process.
CUUCGACAACCCCCUUCUUCCCCCCGUAGUUCGUCCAUCUCUGCUCAGUUCAGACUUCAAUUCGCUCAUCGCCUUCCUUCUUUUUUCUUGAGUUAAUUAUUUCUUCCUUCCCCGGUUGGCAAACGCCAUGCUGCGAUCCGCUUCUAGGGCUCCUUUGAGGAUUCUUUGUCGAUGGUCCCCAGGCAGGAACUUUGCGACAACCCCCAUAACUGAGGUUAUCUCACCCCAUCUGCGCAAACAAGCUGUCCCUGCUCGUAAGGUCAUUCCAAAUGUUCCUCGAAACCAAUCUACCUCUGCAUCGGCAAGACCAAUUCCUUCACCAGCCUUCGAUCAGGAUCCUCCCUCAACAGCGCCUCCGGCAGCACAUGCGCCGCACCCACUCCAGCCCAAACAUGGCCAGGAAAUGGACGAUUCAUUUGUUGGGAUGUCGGGUGGUCAGAUAUUCCAUGAAAUGAUGCUUCGACAUGGGGUUAAGCAUAUCUUUGGAUAUCCUGGCGGUGCCAUCCUCCCUGUUUUCGAUGCUAUUUACCGGUCAAAACAUUUUCAAUUCAUUUUGCCCCGCCACGAACAGGGUGCGGGGCAUAUGGCUGAGGGUUACGCACGUGCCUCGGGUAAGCCAGGUGUUGUCUUGGUUACAUCUGGCCCAGGGGCCACCAACGUUGUUACCCCCCUCCAAGACGCUCUUAGCGAUGGAACUCCUCUCGUGGUUUUUUGCGGCCAGGUACCUACUAGCGCAAUCGGCACCGAUGCCUUCCAGGAAGCCGAUGUUGUCGGAAUCUCCCGUGCCUGUACUAAGUGGAACGUAAUGAUAAAGGAUGUCGCGGAGCUCCCACGUCGGAUAAAUGAGGCUUUCGAGAUCGCCACAUCAGGCAGACCAGGACCUGUCCUUGUCGAUUUGCCAAAGGAUGUCACGGCCGGUAUUUUACGGAAAGCCAUCCCCGUAGCAAGUGACUUGCCUUCUCAUCCAUCUGCUGCCUCCCUGGCUGCGAAGGAGGCCAGGAGGAGGUAUCUUGAUGCUAGUGUCGGGAGGGUCGCUAAGCUUGUAAACAUGGCAAAGAAACCUGUCAUCUACGCCGGACAAGGUGUGAUUGAGCGGCCGGAGGGGCCAAAGUUGUUGAAGGAGUUUGCGGACAAGGCAAAGAUUCCUGUCACCACAACCCUCCAGGGGCUGGGAGGUUUUGACGAGCUCGAUGAGAAGAGCUUGCACAUGCUGGGCAUGCACGGGUCUCCAUAUGCAAAUUUGUCGAUGCAAGAGGCUGACCUGAUCAUUGCUCUUGGGGCAAGAUUUGAUGAUCGUGUCACGGGAAAUAUCGCAAAAUUCGCACCACAGGCCAAGUUGGCGUGUGCCGAGGGCCGUGGAGGCAUCGUCCAUUUUGAAAUUAUGCCCAAGAACAUCAACAAGGUUGUCCAAGCGACCGAGGCUGUUGAGGGUGAUGUUGCCGAAAACCUUGCUCUCCUUAUCCCCCGAGUCAGUUCAGUGGCCGAACGUCCAGAAUGGUUUGCACAAAUCAAUGACUGGAAAAAGCGCUACCCCUUUGCCUUUGAGAGAGAGACUCCUGGCUCUAUGAUCAAGCCUCAGACUGUUAUUGAGGAGAUCAACAAGCAAACUGCACACAUGAAGGAGGAAGUUGUUAUUUCUACUGGGGUCGGUCAGCAUCAAAUGUGGACUGCUCAGCACUUCAGAUGGAGGCACCCUCGUACAAUGAUUACUUCUGGUGGUUUGGGAACUAUGGGAUAUGGUCUCCCGGCUGCUAUUGGGGCUAAAGUUGCCAGACCUGAAGCCACUGUUAUCGAUAUUGACGGUGAUGCCAGCUUUAACAUGACUCUUACUGAGUUGUCUACUGCUGUGCAGUUCAAUAUUGGUGUCAAGGUCAUCGUGUUGAACAAUGAGGAGCAAGGGAUGGUUACCCAAUGGCAGAGUUUGUUUUACGAAGAUAGGUUCUCUUGGACUCAUCAGCAGAACCCAGACUUUGUAAAGCUUGGUGAAGCUAUGGGUAUGAAGUCGAUGAGAUGUUCGGAUCCCGCCGACGUUCCAGGUAAGAUUAAGGAGAUGCUGGAAUACGAUGGGCCAAUCCUCUUGGAGGUCGUUGUGGACAAGAAGGUUCCUGUCUUGCCAAUGGUGCCAGCCGGCAAAGCCCUCCACGAAUUCCUGGCUUAUGACCCGGAUAGGGAGAAACAACGCAAGGCAGCUCUGCAAGCCCGGUUCCCAGACGGAAAAUAUUAGCGGCAUAUUGAACCAAUAGAAAUUUCCUUGGGUCCUUUGAUUUGUAAUGUUCUAGCGAUUUCUAGCUUGUAUUUCUUUUCUUUUCCUUUCCUCUUUCGGGUUGCGGAAAAAUGGGUGAAGAGAUCCAAUCACGGCUCUUUUGGCUAUCUUCUAGGGGGUUCUAAAACGGCUAUUUGAAUAUUUUAUGUUUAUGUGUCUUCUUGUUCAUUCCAAUUAUUUUAUGAAUAGAGAAAGGGCGUUACCCAGG